UGUAGUAGGUCUAGUGAAAAAUAGUGAUGGAAGCCAUGUUGAAAUUGUCUAGUUUUUGCGGUCAAGAGAUAGAAGAUAAGGGAGGUGCUUCCAUUCGCUCACAAGAGGACUUUUGUAGUGGAAAGGGUAGUAAGGAAGAUAAACUUAAUUAUGCUAAAGCUGAGAUGGGUAAGAUGAAAGAAGAGAAUGAAAGAUUGAAGAUGAUGCUAGAAAAAGUUGAAAAGGAAUACCACUCUCUUCAACUUCGUUUUUUUGACAUCCUUCAAAGAGAAGCUUCCAAGAAAGGUGGGGAAGAUUCAGCUGCUCCCCUUGAUGAAGAGGAGGAACCUAAACUUGUGUCACUUUGUCUUGGAAGAAGUCCAAGAGAGCCUAAAAAGGAUGAAAUAACUGAUAAGUAUAGCAAACAAAAAGAAAAUGAAGAUUUGCAAGCCAACCUUACCCUUAGUUUAGACUUCAAAAGUGCGUCUUCAAAGGAACAGUUAUCUGAUAUGAUCCCCAUGAACACUUCAGAAGGACUAAAGGAAGAAGAUUCAACAAAUAAAUUAAUAAGGACCAAAGAUGGAGGUGAUGAAAUUUCAGAACUAACACCCCCCACCAAGAAGGCUAGAGUUUGUGUGAAAGCUCGAUGUGAUACUCCCACGAUGCAUGAUGGAUGCCAGUGGAGGAAAUAUGGACGAAAGAUAGCAAAAGGAAAUCCAUGUCCAAGAGCAUACUAUCGUUGCACACUUGCUCCAGCAUGCCCGGUUAGGAAACAUGUGCAAAGAUGUGCUGAGGACAUGUCCAUCUUAACCACCACAUAUGAAGGAACUCACAACCACUCACUUCCAGCUUCAGCCACAGCUAUGGCUUCCACCACUUCUGCUGCUGUUUCCAUGUUGUUGUCAGGUUGUUCAAUAUCCCAACAUACAGAUCACAAUUUUGCAUCUCAUGCAAAUUCUCCUACACUGUUCAGUGGUUUAAAUUUGGGCCUUUUAGACCAACGUCCAAGAGCAAACCAAGCCUUGUUACGAACCCCUUCCUCACAUUUUCUCCCAACAAUCACUCUAGACAUGACUUCUGCUCCAUCCUCAUCAACUCAUGUCCAUUGCCUACCUUCAAGCUUUGCUUCAACCCCAAGAAUCCCAUCAUUAAGUCCAAACUUUUGCUCCUCAGAAUCCAACAUUCCACUAUCGUUUUGGCGCAAGGGACUUUCUAAAAGUGGCACUACUGUUCCUAUUGGCAAAACUUACAUCAAUCCAUUCAAUAUGGGAAAUCAAUUUCAAGAACAUUUCUACCAACAAUGCUUUAAGAACCAAGAGCCUUUGGCAGAAAUACUAACCAAAGCAAUAAGCACAGACACAAGUCUUUGUUCUGUUAUAGCCGCUGCAAUUUCAUCUAUAAGUGGACAAGGAUCAAGUAGUGAGAACAUGGGUGAUGGAAAAUUUUUUGGUUCAGGAUUGAGCCUGAAACUAGGGGUGCAUUCUCAACUUGCUUCAUCCAAUUCCUUGAACCAGAAUGGGAAAUGAUGCUUAGCAGGCUACUUCAACAAAUCAUCACCAUCAUCUUCAAGUUCUCAGGGUGGAAACUUCACGCUUCUCCAACCUCAAUGGCCAUUUUCUCUUCCCAAGACUAGCACUCCUCCUUCCAAUGUUGAUCACAUCAACCACUGGAUCUCAGAAAUCAAUUAUCAUCAUUAGUGUCUCUCCUGUUCUUCAUUUAGGAAUCAAUGUUCAUGAGCAAUUCAUAUAAACUGAAAUAGGCUAGCUGUACAGUCCAAACUACAUUUCUAUCAUUUCAUAGGAUGUCAAAAUAGAAUAUGAAGCAUAAGAUGUAAGUUAGGACAAAAAGAAUACCCAGAAAUCAAUCAUGUCACUCUUGAUAUGGUUACCACAAUCUUGUCAAUUGUCAUUCCAUUUCGAUUUUGUAAGAUGUAACACUCCAACACAGCUUCAAAAAGGACAAUUAGUUGAUGGUAAAAGUGUGUAAAAGUUCAUUUUCUUCAUAUUUUGGUUUGCUCAAAGAACAAUGAAGCAAUGCAUGGAAG
Cajanus cajan (pigeon pea) is the source of this 2023-nucleotide messenger RNA. Its product is annotated as WRKY transcription factor 72A. The record is from RefSeq and is a predicted model, not a curated record. Lineage: Eukaryota; Viridiplantae; Streptophyta; Magnoliopsida; Fabales; Fabaceae. Gene Ontology annotation, molecular function: DNA-binding transcription factor activity; sequence-specific DNA binding. Gene Ontology annotation, biological process: regulation of DNA-templated transcription.